Messenger RNA from Effrenium voratum, 1545 nucleotides. NCBI's taxonomy places the organism in Eukaryota, Dinophyceae, Suessiales, Symbiodiniaceae. The record is from the annotation of a GenBank genome assembly.
GGCUCGCCGGCCAGCCCAGCCCUGCCGCGCCGCAAAACCUCCCGGGAGCCCUUGGCGGAGCCGCCAGGGGCGCAGGACCUGCCGAGCCCGCUGGCAGAGGCAUCUCCCGUGCCCGUGGCUCCAGGGUCGCAGGGACUCUGGAAGGCGAGGUGCGAGUUUCUGGCUGGCCUCGGCCAGGACCAGGCAUCAACACGCUGGUUUUCGGCGCAGCAGGCAAUGUGGUUCCUGAACUUCUGUAUUGCGAUGAAUGCUGCUUGGACCUGGCCCAGCCACUGGCAGAAGCUGGGGGACCACUCCAACUCCGUGGCCUGGGUAGGCAGCUGGAAAACUGCCGGCUUCGCACUUUGUGACCUGCUGGCCAUCUUUGCCCUGCAGGAGGCUCGGCAAGCCUACAACUCCAAGCAAAUGCAGGAGCUGGCGCUGGGUGAAGCGGAGCAGGAGGACCUGGCAAGGCCUUUGUGUCUGCUGGGCCUGCUGCAGGCGCUGGUGCAGUGCGCCUACUGGCUGCUCUUCAUCCACGGCCUGUGGAUGAAGGCUCACUGCAGCUGGGGCACCUGCAGGGAUCGCAUUGUGCAAACCACCAUGAGCGCAGGAGCGCUGGUGGUCUGCACCCCCGGCGUCUGCUGCGCCUUCUACCCGGUGCUCCUGGGCCUGCGGAGCGCCGAGCGCAGGCUGGAGGAGUUUGCGGACGAGAUCGAUCGGGGCAGGGUACCCUUCGAAGAGCUGAUCAGCUACUAUGCUCAGCUGGAGCAUCUUGUUUCCAGGAUCGCAAAGGAGCUGUACUCCACUGUCAUGUGGGUGCUCCUCACCUGUCUUCUCUACGCCUUGAUGCAGUGCUGCUCCGUGUGGCUUUGGAUCGACAAGGUGGAGAAAGCGCCGUACUCUGUGUACGUCACCUACGCCCUGGCGGUCUUGUACUGCAUUUGCUUUGCUGUAGGCUACGGCCUCUUCAGUGGUGUGGAGCAGCAACACGGGCGGAUCCGCUCCGCGGUGGACAACCACAUUGCCACCUGCCCGAGCGACUCGUACAAAGGGGCCAUCGCGUACAUCUACAUGGGCGAGAGGCCUAUCCGCUGGAAGGUGCCCUUGAGCCCCAAAUGGCCCAUGGCGCCCACCAUCGAGCGCUUUCAGGGCGCGCUGCUGGUGGGCAGCUGUGCUGGAAAAGUGGGCCUGCAGCUCAUUGAUGGCUCCAUCAAGAUGUUCAAGGCCGUCUCCGAGGGCGACAUGAUGAAGAGGGGCUGGUCCCACAUCAAGGGCCAGGUGGCGGCGGAGAGUAUUCUCCCGGAGGUGCAGCCCGUGAUGCUGGAGCAGCCAAGGGACCAUUUUCGCCUGCCACACCUACCACAGCUACCGCAGCUACCGCAGAAGCGGGGGAAGCCCCCACUGCGCGCGCCUGAGCACAAGUCUAAGGCGCCAUCAAUCGCAGACACGCAACGGAUGAGCCAGGCGUACGUGCCCCUGGUGCCAGCAGUGUCUCUCGGUGCCGUCUUGCCCCUGGCAGUAAUGCUGAUGUUCUGCGCGCAGGCGCGGCUUCGGCGCAGAUGA